AUGGUUUUCGAAGCCAAAAAGAAUGAAAUGCACUUGGAGGGUCCUGGUCAGGUUCUUGAUCCAGAACCACCUGAUAAGGAAGGCUUUGAAUGGGGGAAAGUACAACAAGAGGCUUUCGACAAGAUCAAAGAUUACCUUGUGCAUCCUCCAAUUUUGUCACCUCCUUGUAGGAAUAGAAGUAUGAGAUUGUACAUAUAUGCAUCUGAUGUAACUUUAGGGAGCAUGUUGGCUCAAGAGGAUGAAAAUGGCGUGAAAGGGCCAUUUACUACCUUAGUAGAGUUCUUAAAUGAUGCAGAGACUAGAUAUAGUAUAGUUGAAAAUCAAAUUGGUAAAUGGGCGUUGGCUUUAACUAAGUAUUCUUUAAAUUACAUGCCUUUCAAGGUUGUUAAGGGACAAGUGGUAGCAGGCUUUAUAAUUGACCACUCUAUAGUCGAAAACUCCCUAAACUAUAUGGAGUUUGAGCCUUGGAAGUUAUACUUUGACGGUUCUCGUCAUAAGGAUGGAACGGGUAUGAGAGUAUUAAUUAUUUCUCCUAACAGAAUUCCAACAAAGUUCAAGUACAAGGUCGAAAGCCUUUGUUCAAAUAAUGAGGCUGAGUAUGAGGCUUUGAUAGCCGGCCUUGAGAUCUUGUUGGAAUUUGGGGCAACUUGA
Molecule: messenger RNA, 651 nt
Organism: Lathyrus oleraceus (garden pea)
Lineage: Eukaryota; Viridiplantae; Streptophyta; Magnoliopsida; Fabales; Fabaceae
Exons: 3
Coding region: 1-651 (216 amino acids)
Molecular function (GO): nucleic acid binding
Source: RefSeq, a predicted model, not a curated record